UUUUGUCCCCGACGACGUGCCGUAAAUGUUUCCAAAAUGGCGACUGGAGUGCGCAGGCGCAGUACGGGUUGUGCCGCUGUCAGACCCGGUUGCCUGGAGGUGACUGCAUGUGACCACGACAUGGCGUCACGUCUGAUAACCAAGAGGAUGUUUUGCGCUGCGAAAGAGACGGCAAGCCUACCUCACUCAAAAAGUCGUUGGGAAAAACUGAAAAAUAGCAAAGCAGGUGUCUGGAGUCGCGGUCUGGCCUCCGACUACAAAGAAGCUUGCCGGGAAAUGCUUGUUGGCAUGUACGAGCGUCCGGUCAAAGCAUCGGUCUACGUCUCUCUGCUCGGGGGAGCAUUAGCGUGUUUCUUCUCCAAACCCGAUAGAUCUUCCUUUGACGCCGCUCUGCUGGAGCGCUCCGGUCAGCUGGGUCUGCUGUCCUCGUGGAUCCGCAGCGGAACCUCCGAUAAACACGUGCAAAAUCUGCUUCAGCUCCGCAAUGAGGGCCGCCUGCGGCACAUCAACCUGGGAUUACUAUCUCUGGUUUAUUUUGCCGACCACGACCCUGACAGCACGCUCUACGAAGCUCAGUGUUCCAGUUUGUCUGUACUUUGGAGGAACUUACCUGGGCGGGUCAUGGACGUGGGCUUUGCUGGCCGCUGGUGGGUUUUGGACUCAAAGAUGGCGAACUUUGACGUUAACGAAGAUGAAUUCACGCGCCUGCCUGCGCAUAUGCAAGCAACAACGCCACCCAGUGUUCAAGAGGUGGAGUUGAAUGAGCGGCUGCACAGAGAGUCCUGGUUAGCGCUGAAACUAGAAGCUGAGAAGUAGAUCCGUGUUAAGGAUGGACAAAAAAAGCCAAUAUUCAGGCAGAUGACAUGUUGAACUGGUCGCCGUUUGCUUUAUCAAGAACGGCGUAUUAUGUAACUCUUGAAGAAUGCAGAGAAUUCAAUCAUGUAUCAAUAAAUGUGUUAUACCGGGAAAAAGCUGAAA
Molecule: messenger RNA, 978 nt
Organism: Entelurus aequoreus (snake pipefish)
Lineage: Eukaryota; Metazoa; Chordata; Actinopteri; Syngnathiformes; Syngnathidae
Gene: timm29
Product: translocase of inner mitochondrial membrane 29
Exons: 3
Coding region: 37-816 (259 amino acids)
Biological process (GO): protein insertion into mitochondrial inner membrane
Cellular component (GO): TIM22 mitochondrial import inner membrane insertion complex
Source: RefSeq, a predicted model, not a curated record